GUACGCAGGUGGAUCUACGUGUUCCCCACCUAGUUGUGCACAAGUACAGACCAUUUCGGUACCAUACUGUCUUGUUAAUGAUGGAUAAAGGUUAAGAUUGGGUUUAGCGACAGUGUGCCUCGGCAUAAAUCACAAAGACUGCGUCUACCUUAACUUUAUUCAUCAAUGAAUAAUCACUAGGUGUAACUGCACUGCCCGGCGAGCACGUUCAGUGACCCAAAUCAAACCUACAAAGGGAACCGCGGUACCAAAAAGUUCAUCCAGUGAAACAGUCUAAAAAAGGAUGAAGACGAGAGAGUAUUUGUCAAAAUGCAGAAACAGUAAUGACAUUUAAGUGGCGUUCAAUACAAGAACAAAAGAAAAGAAGAAGCAAGAGAAGUUGUGUUUUAUUCCCCGAGUCGUCGUCAGAAGGCGAAUAAGAAGAAGAAGCUAGCUAUCGAGAUGAGUCGCCUGCUAAACAGACUCUUCACGGCGAAAAGGAAUUGGGUGGGAGUUGGAGCUGUGUUGGUUUGGCUUUUACCCCCAGUGUGGAGUUGAAGCCGUCCCUGUGUCUCGCAUAUACUCUGCAUAUCACAAGAUUUGGUCUCUCCUCUCUCUUUUCUGGAGCUGCUGUAGGACUGGCUAUGGCCACCGCUACUUCCGGGAUCCGUCAUUUCAUUCGCCCACCGCUCAGCGCUGCGAACUGACUCUGUUUCUAUAAGCAAGCUAGCAGCCAACCUGCCAACACUCGCUGACACUCACUCAUCUCAGUCUCGCCAGAUAGACGAAAUACCUACGGGGGAAAGAAAGGAAAGAUCUGAAUCGCUAUCUCUUAAUUUCUACUGCUUUUUUUCUUUUUUUACAGUGAUAAUAAAACAAGAUAGCGAUCUGGAAGCAUUAAAGGAGACGCGGACUUGCGCGAUGAAAACGGACUAAAAAGAUUCGUCCUUCUCUUGAACAUCAUCACCAACCGUCAUUCAUUCAUUACCUUGACAACCUCUGGCUUUGAUUGACAGCUGGAGUGGCAAAAAGCCAUGAGACACGACAGUUUAGUUACAUGCAGGUUGUUGAUGGGCCGAUUGUAACCUUCACUUUGGCGCAUUUUUUCUUUUUUUUCCGAGGAAAGAGGGAAAACAAGAAAAAUUGCAAAACUCCCUGAUGCUACGAUUUCAACUGAACCACACUGGCGAAUAGGAGAAGUCGCAAAGUUGGUUGAAAAAGGAAUCUUGCCUCUAAAUCACUUUCUAAACGGGACUGGGAUAUUAAAUAUACGACAGAUUCAGGAGUUUAUUGGAGCGCAGCCUGAUGGCGCAAAGGUACGAUGAGCUGGCCCACUACGGUGGGAUGGACGGAGUCUCGGCGUCGAUGUACGGGGACCCGCAUGCUCCCCGGCCGCUUCCCCAGGUCCACCACCUGAACCACGGACCGCCGCUGCACGCCAGCCAGCACUACGGAGCUCACGCUCCUCAUCCAAACGUUAUGCCCACCAGCAUGGGCUCUGCUGUCAACGACGUUUUAAAGAGGGAUAAAGAUCAGAUUUAUGGUCACCCUUUAUUCCCACUGCUCGCACUGGUUUUUGAGAAGUGCGAGUUGGCGACGUGUACUCCGAGGGAGCCCGGCGUAGCAGGCGGAGAUGUCUGCUCCUCAGACUCCUUCAAUGAGGACAUUGCAGUCUUUGCCAAACAGGUCCGAGCAGAAAAACCUUUAUUUUCAUCAAAUCCAGAGUUGGACAAUUUGAUGAUACAAGCCAUACAAGUAUUACGGUUUCACCUCUUGGAAUUAGAAAAGGUGCACGAGCUCUGCGACAAUUUUUGCCACCGGUACAUCAGUUGUUUGAAAGGAAAAAUGCCAAUAGAUCUAGUUAUUGACGAACGGGAUGGCAGCUCAAAGUCAGAUCACGAAGAGCUCUCGGGAUCGUCGACUAACCUUGCAGAUCACAACCCAGCUUCCUGGAGAGACCAUGAUGACGCCACCUCCACACACUCAGCCGGCACACCGGGGCCCUCCAGCGGGGGACACGCUUCACAGAGCGGUGACAACAGCAGCGAACAAGGAGAUGGCUUAGACAACAGCGUUGCAUCGCCCGGCACAGGAGAUGACGAUGAUCCAGACAAGGAUAAGAAGAGGCAGAAAAAGCGUGGCAUUUUCCCCAAGGUGGCCACUAACAUCAUGAGGGCGUGGCUGUUCCAGCAUCUCACGCACCCAUACCCCUCUGAAGAGCAGAAGAAGCAGCUAGCCCAAGACACAGGCCUCACCAUCUUACAAGUAAACAACUGGUUCAUUAACGCCAGGAGAAGAAUAGUACAGCCCAUGAUUGACCAGUCAAAUCGAGCAGGUUUUCUUCUUGAUCCUUCAGUGAGCCAAGGAGCAGCAUACAGUCCAGAGGGCCAACCAAUGGGCAGCUUCGUGCUGGAUGGCCAGCAACACAUGGGGAUCCGACCAGCCGGUCUGCCAGGCAUGCCAGGGGAGUACGUACCUCAGAGCGGUCCUAUGGGCAUGAGCAUGGCCCCACCUACUUUCACCAACCCUCAUCAGAUGACCUCCCACCCCUCCCAGCUUCGACACGGACCCCCUCUCCAUGCGUACCUGCCCGACCACCCCCACGCCCACCACCCUCAUCACCAUCACCAUCCCCAUCCCCACCACGCCAUGCUGAUGCAUGGAGGACCCUCGUCGCACCAGGAAUGACCAUGUCUGCACAGAGACCCCCUUUGCUCACUCCCAUUGACCCCACUACUGGAGGACAAGGCCUGGACAUCCAUGCCCAAUAGUAUAAGGGAACUUUGCUACCAAGACAACAGCAGCUACUACAAGAAAACAGUUUAAAAAAAGAAAGCAGCAGCCCACAAUAAAUCCUAUUUUGAGACUAUUUUUAAGAAUAAAAAGCGAACCCUUUUGACCAGAAUUUGACACUAAAGAAACAGAAUUCCAGAUGAGCUGUGAUAAUUCAUUUCUUUUUGUUUUUUUUAGACUUGUCAAUUUUGUUACUUUCAUCCAAACGGAGGACCAAGCUGACAAGAACACUUUGUAAAGUCUUGGGCUUUUGGUAAAGAUCAACAGAGGAUGUUUUGACGUACACGUGUGCAAAGAACGGACUAAUGCACACACUCAAAAAUACACACUUUUCGCACACUCACUCUCACAACACACACCGUCAUAAACAUGUUCAGUACACUUUCAUGUGACGCGCUCAAACGCUUCUAAAAUAAAAUCACUCUGGAAGAUUUAAAAAAGAAACAACAGAAAGACUCCAAGAGUUAUAACUACUGUAGUAUAAAAAGUAUAGAUAAAUAAGUUAAAACUUGUGCAUUUUUCGUUGAUCACAUGGUUUAUGUUUCCUGAGCUAGUUUUAGAAUUAAAGGUUAACCUUUUCUCUCUCACACUGUGUGUGCUCCUUCCUGGAGGAGAAACUGUCUCGCAGCACAGCACUAUAAAAGAAAAAAAACAACAAGAAGAUGGAACAUCUCAAACCAUAGAGGGCAAUCAGGUCCUGUCCCCCAUAAGAACAGGGCAUGAUGGGAAAAGGCUGCUAAAUGACACCGGAUCUCUCCAGAAGAUUCAGUUUGAACAUUUGUCAUGCCCCUCUUUUUUUGGUUCAUGAAUGAAUGUUGCCCUGUAGGUUUUAAAGGAAAAAAGUUCUUUGUUUGAAUUGCCCAAGCACUGGAUUGUGUUGGUUUUAUACAUUUUUAUUUGAAUAUUAUUUUAUUUUUUUGUACCCUGGACUCUCAUUGCUAAGAGCCUAUUGAAGGAAGCUUAAUAGUGGAAAAGCAACAUCCUACAGCGCUUCUUUAUCUGCGGAUCAACAUUCUUGCCAUAAGGACAAUACUGACACAAACGUUGAUUCUGCGGCACUGGAGAAGCAUUUGAUGGUUGAUGCACCAAAAAACCUAAAACAAAAAAAAAGGAAAAAAAAACUUAAAUUAUGAACUCAAUGCUUUUGGGGGAAGAAAAGCUGAGAGAAUAUUGUAACAAACUUCGUACAGAGUUCAGUCUAUUAAUUGUUUCAUGUUAGAUAUUCUAUGUGUUUACCUCAAUUGAAAAAGAAUGUUUUUGCUAGUUUCAGAUCUGCUGUGGCAUUGAUAUUGUAUGUCCAUGAAUUCCUUCCUUUUUCAGCACGUGUUCCUCACUAGAUGAUAAGAUGCCGUCUCCCUUAAGCUUUGUCAAAAAUACAUUAAAUACUUGUAUGAGGACUGUGACGUAAUGUUUAAAAGGUGUUCAGUCACAAAUGCUGUAAUAAAUAUUUCAUUUUUGAUUUUUGUUA
Molecule: messenger RNA, 4240 nt
Organism: Cottoperca gobio
Lineage: Eukaryota; Metazoa; Chordata; Actinopteri; Perciformes; Bovichtidae
Gene: meis2a
Product: Meis homeobox 2a
Exons: 13
Coding region: 1285-2667 (460 amino acids)
Biological process (GO): regulation of DNA-templated transcription
Molecular function (GO): DNA binding
Source: RefSeq, a predicted model, not a curated record